Messenger RNA from Topomyia yanbarensis, 3996 nucleotides. Its product is annotated as zinc finger BED domain-containing protein 4-like. Gene Ontology annotation, molecular function: DNA binding; protein dimerization activity. The coding region runs from base 1403 to 3454 and encodes 683 amino acids. The record is from RefSeq and is a predicted model, not a curated record. NCBI's taxonomy places the organism in Eukaryota, Metazoa, Arthropoda, Insecta, Diptera, Culicidae. The transcript has 4 exons.
AUUUACACUGCAAAAAUCCCGUGCGAAAUGCCGUGAUUCAUUUCCAGAACUGUAAACUGGACUUUAUCCAAAAUUUAAAAUUAAUGUUUAAUAGUGUAUUCAUUAAAAUAACCUUCAUUGAGAAAUUGAUAAGAAAUAAUCACAGCUUGAUAAAAAAAAUGACAGAGGUUGUUAUACUCUGCUGAAAAAAUUCACAAAAUACCCCUUAAGCUACUGUAAAGUUGCUUUUUGCCUGUGGGGUAAUCAUUUUCUGAAAAUGUGACGUCACACAUUUUUGGCGUUUAUUUCCCAACACACUCAAAAAUGAAUAAUGCUUCCACCCUUAACAUUAUUGUCCUGGUAAGAGUUGAUUUUUUCUCCGUUUUUUGUCAUUAGGCACCACGACAUUUGUUUGAAAAUUCAGUCAAGGGUUUUAUCAACAAGUUUGCUCCUGCGAACAGAAAAACCCGUCCGACGACCAUACAUCGUUAGUCCGAUUCGUUUGAAGUUGGAUAGAAUUGGGGAUUUUGUCAGAAGAAAUAAUCAGCUAAUCAGGAAUGUCUCAUGGAUUGCCUAAUAGAGUUCUAUACAAAUGAUUUCACACACUACCUGGGGGGUUUGUUUUCCUCCAGCUAUCAUAUGUAAAACUGCCAGCCAAUUUAGAAAUAGCUCACCUAAAGUAUUAAUAGUGUUGGAAUGGUCUACGUCGCUCUAAAACUUAUUCCGGAGACCUACAAUACCGGUUUUUUAGGUUCCACCAUGAAAAUAAUUGAACCGAAAAAUUAUUUUCGAUUUGUUGUCUUCCAUCUAUGACAGGUGGAGGAAAACGAAUCGUUGAACACACUAAUAGAGUUACAGAUUAUACUCUAUUAAGAUUUCUGACAGCUCAUUUACAACCGCAGAUGCAAACUCAAGUCAAAGGGAAUUGGUUUGUUUUCAUCGCAAAAUACCUAACCUCGACCGAUUUUUACAGUGCACAAUAUUUUGUUUUCAUUAUUUCGUUAUUCAGUGCCUUUUCUUUUUUACUGGGAAUAGAAAGGUCAAUAUCAAUAGGUUUGUUCCAGUACGCGCUUCUUGCUUCCAGUUGCUCCAGAACAAACAGAAGCAAAAAAGUUGCUCCUUUUUACUCCGGUUUGCUACCAUAAGAUGAAAAAAGAGAAUGGAAUACAGGAACGAUUUUUCUGUUUGCUCCGGAAUACUUCUAGUUUUUCCUGGUACUGGAACAAAUCUCAUAUACUCCAGGAGUAGCGUUUUACGCCAGCGUCCAAUAACCGCUCACGCAGUUUUGAAAACAGCAAUUUAUUUUGGGUUUCCGGUUUUUGGUAAAAUAACGUAACUUCACGCUGACGGUAAGUUUUUGAAGUUCUACUUACAAACAUGAAAUAUUCUAGUUUUUUAUUAUUUUUCUGUAGGGCAGCUCAAAAUGAGUCGUUCAGUAAGUGGUGUCUGGAAUUUUCUGAAUAAAGUUGACGGUGAGAAAGGAGCAAAAUGCCGCAUAUGCCGCAAAAUGUAUUCAACAUCCGGUAAUACCAGCAAUGUAUGGAAGCAUCUGGCACUGCACGGUAUUACUAAAGAGAACCACAAAGAUGCUGUAAUUGGAGAAAAGGGGAACGUAACAUUUAAAAACAAGCAGAUAAUUGAUGCCAACGCCAAUGACGAUCUUGACAGUACUCACGAAAGCAACGAUGAUUCGUCUUCAAGUAUUAUAGAAGCGGGUGGUUCUAUCGGUGGUGGUGCAGCGUCAAGGUCUGCUUCGAAGAGCAGCGUAUUACGACCACAAACGGGGAAUAAUGAUUCACCGAGACCUUUGGUGCAACAAUCUCUUCAUUGUGUCAUUGAACGUGGAAAAUCUUUUCAAGAUGGUGGUUCUCGUAGUAUCGACAUAACGGAUGCGUUACUGUUCAUGGUCCUUAAAGACAAUCUCUGUCUUUCGACGCCAGAAAAAGUAGGUUUCAAAUAUUUCUGUAAAACUACAGUGCCACUAUGGACUCCACCUAGCAGAAGAACCCUUACUAGACAGAUGGAACAAAAGUAUGAGAGAUUGUCGCAACACGUCCGCGAAAAGUUCUCAAAACUUUCUGCUGUUGUCCUAACAAUGGACGGGUGGACUGAGCCCCACAAUACUAAAGCUUUCCUCGGUGUAACUGUGCACUAUGCAGUCGAUGACGAAAUGCAUUCGGCAGUAUUGGGAGUGGAGCCUAUGUCAAGUGCACACACACACGACAAUUUGGCGACUGCAUCACUACAGUUUUGUAACCAUUGGGGUCUAAAACCGACGCAAGUUUCGCACGUUGUUACUGACAAUGCUCCGAAUAUUGUUCUUGCUGCGAAAGAAGCAUUCGGGGAAUCAAAACAUUUAGCAUGUUUUAAUCAUACACUAAAUUUAAUACCCUCAUCAGGGGUGGGUUUCAAAUCGGUAAACGGACAGCGUAUCCCAUACGUUCCAGGAAUACCAGAUCUAAUUAAAAAACUCAAAAACAUUGUGACUUUCUCACAUACCAGUUACAAGUUUGCGGAUGAAUUGAGAAAGGUGCAGUUAGACGGAGGAGCUACUGAGGGCACGCUACUUCGGUUGAUACAAGAUGUUACUACGCGUUGGAACUCAACAUAUUUGAUGUGCGAUCGUUUCCUGAAGAUGCAAAAAAUUGUAUCUGUGGCAGCCCUUAACUUUCCUGAUUUGGACAUGUUGACAGCUGCAGAACUGGCAACUUUAGCAUCUAUACUAGACCUUCUUUGGCCAUUUUAUGAUGCGACAGUCGAAAUGUCAGCGGAAAAGACCACGACGGCUAGCAAGGUUAUACCAUUGAUUUCGAUGAUAAAUAUAGAACUUUCCAAAGUUGAAAUACCUGACCGUGACAUCUGUGCACAAUCCUUGAAGAAGUUUCUAACAGGAGAAAUGGUACGACGAUUUGGGGAAGCCGAAUACAACAUGCUUCUCACAAUGGCGACACUAUUGGACCCUCGAUUUUUAAAGGUUCAUUUUCAAAAGGCUUUAGCGGUUUCGAAGGGGAUCAGUUUAAUGGAAAAAGUAAUAGUAAACGAAUUAAGAAAAGAAGCUCCCGAGUCCAACGCAGCUCAUGUUUCAUCAACAGCAAUUGUAACCAGAGAAUCAAAUUCGAAAAGAAAUUUAUGGAAUUUCCACGACACUUUGGUCAAUCAGGUUGCCACGGCAUACUCGACUGAUGACUACGUAAACGUUGCUCGACAGGAAAUCAAAGCUUUCUAUUCCAGAACAGUUAUGCCUCGAAAAACAAACCCCCUUGCCGUGUGGAAUAACGAAUUGCGACAUCUCUUUCCCAAUUUGUUUAAAUUGGCAAAAAUAUAUAUUCCAGCAAUCGCGACAUCCACGCCAUCGGAAAGGUUGUUUUCCUUAGCUGGGAGAAUCAUGGACGAUGACGGAUGCCGCCUCUCCAAUGAACAUUUAUCCCAGCGAAUUUUUCUUGCUAGUUGUGAUAGCGCUAUUUGGGACGAAUAAAGUGUGAUUUCGAUUGCCGUGUGAAUUCUUGACCAAUUUUUGCAAAUCUGAUUUCAAAUAAAUGAUACAAUGUAGAUCAAUUGCUAUUAAACUUAAUUACUAUCUGACUUCCGAUUCCGCAAUUAUAGAUAGAGUAGAGAAGUUACAUAGACAUUGCGCUUGUAAACCAGUACCAUCGAGGUAUCAAAAUAGUAAAAAUCCUAUUCAAAUGGUUACUAAAUUUAAUAAAUUAGCAGAUCUAGAGCAACCAUAGGGGCGAUGAGAAUGGUUGUCCGAGUUAUGAACGGUUCGAUUUUGAGUUGACCUAGUGCUGCGAUCUUAUUAGCACUAUGAACCCUUCCCGUAUAUAUUAUUUAAUUUUUUUGUCAAAAUAUAUUGAAAAUAGUCGAUUUUCCCGAAAUUAAAAAAAACAAGUCCGGUAUUGAUCGAUACUAUCGGAAGUAUCAAUACUUUUCGGUCGAUACAUCGAUACUCAGUAUCGAAUUAACUAAAAGUAUCGCGAUACCAAAGUAUCGAUACUUUUUGAAGUAUCGCCCAUCCCU